This is a messenger RNA of Prunus armeniaca (apricot), 1215 nucleotides long. The record is from the annotation of a GenBank genome assembly. NCBI's taxonomy places the organism in Eukaryota, Viridiplantae, Streptophyta, Magnoliopsida, Rosales, Rosaceae.
AUGGCUUCGGCUAUUCUUUCUGUGGCCAAACCAUCUCUUCAGGCAAAUGGAAAGGGAUUUGCAGAAUUCUCAGGUCUCCGCACCUCAUCAGCUUGUCUUCCUUUUGGAAGGAAGACCUCAGACGAUUUGUUUUCAGUCAUUUCCUUCCAGACCUCUGCUGUGAGUGGGAAGCAGCGGAGGAUACAAAAAGGGAUAGCGGAGGCGAAGCUAAAGGUGGCUAUAAAUGGAUUCGGAAGAAUUGGAAGGAACUUCUUGAGGUGCUGGCAUGGGCGCAAGGACUCCCCUCUUGAUGUCGUUGUCAUCAACGACACUGGAGGCGUGAAGCAGGCCUCCCACCUCCUCAAGUACGACUCUACACUUGGAAUCUUCGAUGCCGAUGUCAAGCCCGUUGGUGAUAAUGGAAUCUCCGUUGACGGCAAGGUCAUCAAGGUCGUGUCUAGCCGCAAUCCCCUAGACCUGCCUUGGAAGGACUUGGAGAUUGACCUAGUGAUAGAAGGCACUGGUGUGUUUGUGGAUAGGGAGGGUGCAGGCAAGCACCUACAGGCAGGGGCCAAGAAGGUGCUUAUCACUGCCCCAGGAAAGGGCGACAUCCCCACCUAUGUGGUCGGGGUCAAUGCUGACGCCUACAGCCCAGAUGAAACCAUCAUUAGCAAUGCUUCUUGCACCACCAACUGCCUUGCCCCCUUCGUCAAGGUCCUCGAUCAAAAGUUUGGCAUCAUCAAGGGCACCAUGACCACCACACACUCGUACACGGGUGACCAGAGGCUACUUGAUGCCAGCCACCGCGACCUAAGGCGUGCACGAGCUGCUGCUCUGAAUAUCGUUCCCACUUCAACAGGUGCAGCAAAGGCCGUGGCUCUAGUCCUUCCAAGUCUAAAGGGCAAGCUAAAUGGCAUUGCCCUGCGUGUGCCCACCCCAAAUGUGUCUGUGGUUGAUCUUGUUGUCCAAGUCACUAAGAAGACCUUUGCAGAAGAAGUGAAUGCUGCUUUCAGAGACAGUUCUGCAAAGGAGCUCGCAGGUAUCCUUUCUGUUUGUGAUGAGCCCCUUGUUUCUGUCGAUUUUCGGUGCACAGAUGUCUCCUCCACAGUUGACUCAUCAUUGACAAUGGUCAUGGGAGAUGACAUGGUCAAGGUCAUUGCUUGGUACGACAACGAGUGGGGUUACUCACAAAGGGUUGUUGAUUUGGCUGACAUCGUCGCCAACAACUGGAAGUGA